CCUCAGCCAGCUCAAAAGAAACUCCUGGAGCUAGUGGUGUUCUCCCUCCCUCCCUUCACGUGAUUCAGCUUCCCCACACCAGGGUAGCCGAGGACAAGCCUCACUGUGCGAGAUGGCUGCCGGCAGCUGCCUCCUCCUCCUCUUGCCCUGGCUGGUCACGGCCUUGCACAGCCCACCCGGCUGCAAGAUCCGGAUUACCUCCAAGGGGCUGGACCUGGUGAAGCAGGAGGGGCUGCGCUUUGUGGAGCAGGAGCUGCAGAACAUCACGGUGUCAGACCUGCAUGGGAAGGAGGGGCACUUCCACUACAACAUCAGCCAGGUCAAGGUGAUGGAUCUGCAGCUGGCACUUUCCAACCUGCACUUCCAGCCUCAGCAGCACCUCGUCUUCACCAUCAACAACGCCUCCAUCAGCCUGCGCUUCCGGAGACAGCUACUUUACUGGUUCUUCUAUGACAUUGGAUCCAUCAAUGCCUCUGCGGAUGGUGUCCACAUCAACACAGUGCUGCAGCUGGCCAAGGACGAGGCUGGGCGCCUGAAGAUCUCUAACAUCACCUGUAAUGCCUCCAUUGCUAGAAUGCAUGCAGGCUUCUCUGGCACACUCAGGAAGGUCUAUGAGUUCCUGAGCACCUUCAUAGUCACAGGGAUGCGCUUCCUCCUCAGCCAACAGAUCUGCCCAUCCCUGGAGCAUGCCAGCCUGGUGCUGCUGAACUCUGUGCUGGACACAGUGCCGGUGCGGAACUAUGUAGAUGAGCACAUCGGCAUUGACUACUCCCUCCUGCGGGAUCCAGCCGUCUCCACAGACACCCUUGACCUAGACUUCAAGGGCAUGUUCUUCCCCCGUGCAAGAGAGAACCAGGAGCUGGAGAACCACGCGGUGGAGCCGGUGAUCAAGGAGACGGAGCGCAUGGUCUAUGUCGCCUUCUCAGAGUACUUCUUUGACUCGGCCAUGCACGCAUACUUCCAGGCAGGUGUGCUGGCCAUAGAGCUCCAAGGGGAGAAGGUGCCCAAGGACCUGGAGGUUUUGCUGAGAGCCACCUUCUUUGGGACCAUCUUCAUGCUGAGCCCCACCGUGGAUGCUCCCCUGCAGCUGGUGCUGCAGGUGUCGGCUCCCCCCCGCUGCAUCAUCAAACCCUCGGGCACCUCCGUCUCCGUCUCUGCCUUCCUCAACAUCUCGCUGGUACCCCCGGGCCGCCCUGCUGUCCAGCUUUCCAGCAUGGCCAUGGAAACAAAGCUGAGCGCCAAGGUGUUUCUGCAAGGGAAGGCGCUGCGCGUGCAGCUGGACCUGCGACGGUUUCGCAUCUACUCCAAGCAGUCCGCACUGGAGUCACUAGCGCUGUUCUCACUGCAGGGCCCACUGAAGACCUUGCUGCAGCUGACAAUCAUGCCCAUCAUUAAUGAGAGGACUAAAAAGGGGGUGCAGAUCCCGCUGCCAGAAGGCAUGGACUUCACCAAGGAGGUGGUCACCAACCAUGCGGGAUUCCUCACAGUGGGAGCUGAUCUCCACUUCUCCAAGGGGCUGCGGGAGGUGAUUGAGAAAUACCGCCCAGUCCCUACCACCCCCGCCUACUCCAGCUCAAGGCUUGCGGAGCCCAGCAUGGACACCCGCCAGCUCUAG
Molecule: messenger RNA, 1615 nt
Organism: Phaethon lepturus (White-tailed tropicbird)
Lineage: Eukaryota; Metazoa; Chordata; Aves; Phaethontiformes; Phaethontidae
Gene: PLTP
Product: phospholipid transfer protein
Exons: 16
Coding region: 113-1615 (500 amino acids)
Biological process (GO): ceramide transport; high-density lipoprotein particle remodeling; phospholipid transport
Molecular function (GO): ceramide transfer activity; phosphatidic acid transfer activity; phosphatidylethanolamine transfer activity
Source: RefSeq, a predicted model, not a curated record